UGUCGACAGAAACAACUUGGAGAGGCUGCAAAUGAUGCAUUGGGAACCUUGUCCCUCAAGAUAAAUCAGUUGAAAAAGCAAAUCCAGGCGGAGAGAAUUGUAUACAUUAAAGAAAAAAUUCAGAGCAAUGAGAAGAAGCUACAAUGUCAUACCUCAGGAGUCCUAUCAACAAUAUCAACAAGGGGUUAUUCACAGACAGAGGAAAAUAGGAAAAUUCCAAUUCUUUCUAGAAUUGACCGUCCUUUAUGUAAAUUCAAUGGUUUCUCUCCGGUCUCAGGAGACAAAGACCACAACAAUCAAGAUGUAUUAUCUGCUACAAGUAUCAAAAUACCAUAUAUUGAAAGAUUACCGCCAUAUACCUCUUGGAUAUUUCUGGACAGAAAUCAGAGAAUGGCUGAAGAUCAGUCAGUUGUUGGAAGAAGACGAAUCUACUAUGAUCAACAUGGAAGUGAAGCACUGAUAUGUAGUGACAGUGAGGAAGAGUUAACAGAACAUGAGGAAGAAAAACAUGAAUUUUCUGAGGCUGAAGACCGUGUUCUGUGGAUGGCAUUUGAGGAAUAUGGGUUAAAUGAGGAGGUACUGAAUAUUGUUAGCGAAUUUGUUGGGGCAAGAGUUCAGAAAUUUCAGGAGAGGUACAAAAGUAUUAAGGAAAAGAACAUUGGUAGGUUGGAUCAGCCUUCGGAAAACUCAGGAGAUCCUGAAUCUAUUAUUGGCAUCUCUCCAGAGAAAACCCUGAGUGCUGCAUUAGAUUCUUUUGAUAAUCUUUUUUGUCGCCGGUGCCUGAUUUUUGAUUGUCGUCUUCAUGGCUGUUCUCAACCUUUAGUAUAUCCUAGUGAAAAACAGACAGUAUGGUCUGAUCCUGAAGGUGACAAGAAACCAUGCAGUGAUCAGUGUUACCUUAAGUUAAAUGAAGUCAAAGGUGUGUCAGAAGAUGCAACUUCUGGGUCUGAUCAAAAUAAGAGAACUACAACUAUGGAAGAGGCAGAUGGGAUAUUGGCACCCUCCACUAUAGAGGAACCUGGUAAUCAGAGUACAUCACCUUUUCCAACAGAAGUUGAUUGUCAUAGAUCUCUCAAUUUAAAUGUUCCUAUCUCAGUAAGUGUGGAGAAACGGAAAGUCACAAAUGUGUCUGACACAGCACUUUGUGACUCAACUCCCCUUCCCGAUGGUUCUCAAAAUUCUAAUAAAAAACUGAAGAGUAUCUCAGAUGAUGUAAUUACUGUAAAUAGUGAUUCUAGCAAUAACCUUUUGGGUGCAUGCGAUGAAAGUAAACAUACUAUUACUUGUGCAAUUUUGGACAAAUCUGUUAAUAAUAAUUCCAAUAAAUUAAUAGACUCUUCUAGCACUUGCGAUACGGAUGAACAUGACAAAAGUAUUGGGGAUGGACCCAAAGACCCUACAAAUAAAACAGAAUUGAAGAAGUUGUCCCCUUCAAUGGAAGGGAAAGUUGAUGGGAUGCCAGGUCUCUCAGAUUGGAAACCUCUAGAGAAAGAAUUAUACUUGAAGGGAGUAGAGAUGUUUGGAAGAAAUAGGUAUGGAGCUUUCUGUGUUUCACCUUACAUUAUUAUUUUAGAAAUGCAAGGAUGUCACCAAAUUUAAUUUAUAGUGUGUUUGUUCACUUUCUCAUGUCUAGCAUGUUUCUUUUGCCUGUUUGCACACUGUUUUGGUAUAAUUUUAUUUUAUUUCACUUAUCACUGUUGUUGUUGAUGUGGAAGUUACACUUUUCUGUCUAUAAAUGCUACAAACUCAACCUCUCUUUUAACUUCAAUUUCAAUU
This is a messenger RNA of Vigna umbellata (rice bean), 1776 nucleotides long. NCBI's taxonomy places the organism in Eukaryota, Viridiplantae, Streptophyta, Magnoliopsida, Fabales, Fabaceae. The record is from RefSeq and is a predicted model, not a curated record.